This is a messenger RNA of Phytophthora infestans T30-4, 1568 nucleotides long. Its product is annotated as peptidyl-prolyl cis-trans isomerase, putative. Gene Ontology annotation, biological process: protein folding; protein peptidyl-prolyl isomerization. The coding region runs from base 36 to 1472 and encodes 478 amino acids. Gene Ontology annotation, molecular function: peptidyl-prolyl cis-trans isomerase activity; protein binding. The transcript is spliced from 4 exons. The record is from RefSeq and is a predicted model, not a curated record. NCBI's taxonomy places the organism in Eukaryota, Oomycota, Peronosporomycetes, Peronosporales, Peronosporaceae.
GACACACAGAAGUCAGAUUACAUAGAGAUCGCAAGAUGGCCGAAACUACGAAGAAGGAGCCUGUGGACUUGUCGGGAGACGGCGGCGUGCUAAAGGAGACGUACGUCGAAGGAUCGGGCGAGGUUCCGCCCGCUGGCGACGAAAUUCGAGCCCACUACACCGGUACGCUGCUGGACGGCACCAAGUUCGACAGCUCGCGUGACCGCAACGCUGAGUUCAAGUUUGUGCUGGGCAAGGGCAACGUGAUCAAGGCCUGGGAUCUAGCCUUCGCCUCAAUGAAAGUUGGCGAGAAAGCUAUUCUAACCUGCAAACCCGAAUAUGCGUACGGCCCGAGCGGCAGCCCACCAAAGAUUCCUGCUAACGCAACACUGAAGUUCGAUGUGGAGUUGCUUGGCUUUAGCCCCAAGGUCAAGGAGAUGUGGGAGAUGGACGCUGAGGAGAAGAUCGCCGAGGCCACCAAGCUCAAGGCCAAGGGUACGGAGCAAUAUAAGGCGAAGCAGUUUGACGCUGCCGCUGCAACGUACACUCUGGCCGCUUCGUACAUGGAGGACAUGUAUGAUGUCGCCGACGAGGACAAGAAGUCGAUGAAGCAGCUGCAGACGACUUGCUUCUUGAACGCCGCGAUGGCAUACCUUAAGGUGGAGGACUACUCGGAGGCCGUAACUGUCGCCACGAAGGCGCUGAACAACGACCCCUCCAAUGUCAAGGCGCUGUACCGUCGUGGUGUGGGCCGCAUGCACACAAAUGACCUGGAGCGCGCGAAGGAAGACCUGUUGGCCGCUGGCAAACUGGAACCGGCUAACCGUGAGGUGCGUCGCGAGUUUGAAGUGUUGAAGAAGAAGAUGAAGGACGCGCGUCAGAAGGAGAUGUCUGUGUUCGGCGGUCUGUUCGGCAAGGUAUCCAUGUACGACGACAAGUCCGUGGUAGAGGCCGAGCCGGUGCCGGACCCGAACAACCCGAAGGUUUUCUUCGAUAUCAAGAUCGGCGAAGAGGACGCCGGUAAGGUUGUGAUGCAGCUGUACAAGGAUAUUACCCCGAAGACGGCCGAGAACUUCCGCGCGCUGUGUACGGGUGAGAAGGGCAACUGCACGACGGGCCAGCCGCUGCACUACAAGGGAAGCUCGUUCCACCGUGUGAUCAAAAGCUUCAUGAUCCAGGGUGGCGACUUCACGCGUGGUGAUGGAACGGGCGGUGAAAGCAUCUACGGUGAGAAAUUCCCGGACGAGAACUUCCGACUCAAGCACACGGAAUCUGGUCUGCUGUCCAUGGCCAACGCUGGUCCGGGCUCGAAUGGGUCGCAGUUCUUCAUUACGACUGUGCCCACGCCGCACCUGGACGGCAAGCACGUGGUGUUCGGCAAGGUUGUGGAGGGCUUCGAUGUGGUGAAGCGCAUCGAGGGCCUGGACACCGAUAAGGGCGACAAGCCCUCGCAGCCUGUGACCAUCGCUGACUGUGGCAUGUACGAGGCAUAAGCUUUGGUUAGUGUCAGUAGCAGCAGCAUUGACAGGGUUAAGAUACCGGUACUCUUCGUGAAUGUAGCCAUUUAAGUUCAUUUAUUUCCGAAAAAA